Molecule: messenger RNA, 1321 nt
Organism: Serpula lacrymans var. lacrymans S7.9
Lineage: Eukaryota; Fungi; Basidiomycota; Agaricomycetes; Boletales; Serpulaceae
Exons: 6
Coding region: 59-1186 (375 amino acids)
Biological process (GO): translation
Cellular component (GO): ribosome; cytosolic large ribosomal subunit
Molecular function (GO): RNA binding; structural constituent of ribosome
Source: RefSeq, a predicted model, not a curated record
AACAUUCAAGGUAGCAGCCACAGUUAGCCUCAGCUUCAAGACCUCAAGAAUAUCAGCAAUGGCCUCCAGACCCACCGUUAACGUCCGUUCCACCUCGGGAGAGGCUUCGACCUCUCUUCCUCUCCCUGCGGUUUUGACCGCUCCCAUCAGGCUCGAUGUAGUUGCACAAGUACACAAGAGCAUCGCUAAGAACAGGAGACAGGCCUAUGCCGUCAGCGAAAAGGCUGGUCACCAAACUAGUGCUGAAUCUUGGGGUACCGGUCGUGCCGUCGCUCGUAUUCCCCGUGUUGGUGGUGGAGGAACUCACCGCUCUGGCCAGGCUGCCUUUGGUAACAUGUGCCGUGGUGGUCGUAUGUUCGCACCUACUAAGACUUGGCGUAAAUGGCACGUCAAGGUCAACCAGAACCAGCGCCGCUUUGCUGUCGUCUCUGCUCUCGCUGCAUCUGCUCUCCCUUCCCUUGUCCUUGCUCGUGGUCACCGCAUCGAGGAGAUCGAAGAAGUUCCCCUUGUCGUUUCUUCCGCCGUCGAGUCCCUCGUAAAAACCAAAGAGGCUGUUGCCGUGUUGAAGAGCCUUAAGGCUUACAGUGAUGUCAGCAAGGUGUCCAACUCUCGCAAACUCCGUGCUGGCAAGGGUAAGAUGCGCAACCGCAGAUACCGCCAACGUCGUGGUCCUCUCGUCGUUUUCAACGAAGACAAGGGUAUCGUCAAGGCGUUCCGUAACUUGCCUGGUGUUGAGCUCGUCAACGUCCGUCGUCUUAACCUCCUCCAAUUGGCCCCUGGUGGUCACUUGGGUCGCUUCGUCAUCUGGACCGAGGGUGCUUUCGGACUUCUUGAUGAAGUGUUUGGCACUUUCGAAAAGGCCUCGUUGUACAAGAAAGACUACCUUUUGCCUACUGCUAAGAUUACCAACCCUGAUGUUACGCGCCUGAUCAACAGCACUGAAAUCCAGUCUGUUGUUCGUCCCGCUAACGCCAAGAUUCAAAAGCGUCCAUGGACGCAGAAGAAGAACCCUCUCGUCAACAAGGCUGUUCUCUUCCGCUUGAACCCUUACGCGAAGACUCUGCGCAGGCAAGAGCUCCUCAAGCAGGAGCGUAUCAAGGCCAAAAAGGAGAACGGAACUGGCAAGAAGCCCAAGCCCACCCGUGCUGCUGGGGAGGCCUUCUUAAGCAGUCUUUUCGCUCCCUAAAUUUGUUGAGCGGUGGAAUGACUUACACGUCCAUGUUAUGCAUCAUUUGGAGUAGUUAUGAUUUACGUCUGUUGUUCGCAUGUUAUAUGCCCUCAUGCUCUAAAAAAAUCAAUGGUGCAUUCGUGCUAAAGGAUU